AUGAUUGCAUUGUAUGGGCAAUGCAUGCCACAAUUAGAUGGCAAGCCCGGUCAAAUUGAAAACGGGCACCAUUGCACGACAGGCCAUUGCAUCAAGUCAAGUUUUAUUUCAACUUGCAUAAUUUUGAAAAUUUUGAUGCCAUUUUGGAGGUCGCCACUGAGGACGCAUUUGGAUGCACGGAGAUGGAUCAUCAGAUACAUGUCAACCAAUCAGUCUUCAUUCCCAAAAAAGUAUCCGCAAUAUGACGCGCCCGAAAAUACGGAAACAUAUCGGAGCAGCAACCGCCAUCCCAAGCCGCUUCAGAAAGACCCUCUGAAAGAGCCCAGUUUUGCCUUGGGAGACCAAGGGCUUGUGUUUGCAAACAAGAAGGCAGGAUACCCUACCAAUUCACCCGACACCACAUAUCGAUCGGCAUCAAAACACUCGCAAAGUACAUAUAAAAUGCCGCUUGGCGAGUUUUCACACAAACAGCCAUGUGUUGUAGAUUCUCCUCAGCCAAAAAAGACGUCGAGGUAUCUUUCUUACUGCGAUCUACCAAACAGUGCAUCUGAAAAUUAUGCUCCUACUUCUAAUACGCAAAAUACAACCCCAUCUUCAACUGCGUCUGAUUUAUCUCCAAGUGCAUCGACCAGCGAAGAACAUUGGGCGCCUACAAGCAGCAAAAAUAAACUGCAAACUAAAGAGAAAAACAACCUCGCAAUAAAAGAAAAAGAAAAAGGCCCUUUUGACAGCAAGUGUGUUCUUGAGAAGCCUAUUGAUGGCACACCACAUACUGGGGGCUCAAUAGAUGGUGAGACUAAUCCGAUCGACCCGGUCAACGUUAAUGCAGAGGUAGGUCUUUUCUUUGAUAAUCCUGUCAAAGCCACAGGCAACCAUAUAACAGACUUUGGAGAGUUGUUCCGCAGCGUUAUUGGGAUUGAUCCGUUGACAUGGGAGGUUUAUUGUUUAAAGCUAGAAACCCCAGAGCUGAUAGGAUGCACUGAGCACCUAUUCAAUGGCCUGUCGAAGAAUUCAACCCAAAUGCUCGCUUUACAACCUUCACCGUCAUUUGUGUCGCCAUCAUUCUCGCGAAACUCAGCACAUGAUCGAUCACCAGACAAAAAAAGAGCCUUCUCAAUUGCUAAAGACCAGCUAGUUCCUGCCACAAACCCCAUCAAAAUGUACUUUGAUACAAAAAAGCCCUACACGGGCAUCGAUUUCCCCACUGACUUUAUAGAGUCCGUUUCACGGUCUGGCCGCGGGAUUUUUGGGAUCAAUUCCCUUGUAUAUGCAUCCGAAACCCUGUUUCUCGUUCUCAAUGAUCCACUUUCCGCUAUGGUCUUGUUCCAGAAAACCAAAAUUCCAGCACUGUCCAUUCCUCUUGGGCUUGACGACCCGGUUCAGCUUCGAUAUCUCGCUUCUCUUCUCUCGCAGGCAUUUUCCAAAGUAAUUUUUAUUUGUAAUGGCAUACCGAGCCAAAUGGAUUCUCUUCCAUCGCUAGAGCCAAUUCAACUGCAUUUUUCUUCGCUUUUACAGCGUUGGAGAUGCCACAUUAUUCCUGCUCACGCUGUGUUUAAAACCGUUGAAAACUCAACGCCAAUUGCAUGCGCAGCAUCAUCUGCGACUUUAAGCAUUGCGUCUGAAUCUCGGAGGCUAUGGCAGACACUUUCAGUGCUCAUGAGAGACGCCAACGGCAUCAACACACUACUUGCCUUGGCUAUCCCUUUGCCCGCGAAAAAUGUCGUUGCAUCGUCUGACUACCUUGCACAGGUGCGUCAGGAGUUAGCGCUCGGCACCCAGGCUCUCUGGGGCACACCAUUGCUCUGGUCACUUCCGCCACUCACGGACAUUAUGAAGGGGCUGCGGCCCGGCGAAUUGACCGUGCUUACUGGGCCCACAGGGUCCGGAAAAACCACCAUUCUUUCUCUGUUUUCUAUCGACUGGUGCGAGCAGCAGGUGCCAACACUUUGGGGCUCCUUCGAAAUUCCCAACCACCGUAUUCUCAAGAAAAUGAUGGUCCAACGGCGAGGAAAGCAAUUUUCUGCGGAUCCUCAUCAAGCCAUUGUGGAACUCGAGGCCGAAGCGGCAUACUUUUCCAAGCUUCCGCUGCACUUUAUGAAUUUCUUUGGUUCUGCUGCGCCAUUUUCAGACGUAUUGGAAACCAUGGCUUGGGCGGUUCAGAACCUCUCCAUCAAACACAUUAUUCUGGACAACCUACAGUUCAUGACCUCGGGUCAUGGGGGUUCCGGUAGGACACAUGCACAGCCUGUCACUUCCUUCACCAAGUUCGACUACCAAGAUAGGGUCAUUUCCGAGAUUCGUCGAUUUGCAACCGAAACCAACUGCCAUGUCACGCUUGUAAUUCAUCCCCGCAAGGAGCAGGAUAACACUAUUCUUGGCAUAUGUUCCGUCUCCGGAACUGCAAAGGCAACACAGGAAGCCGACAAUGUCUUGAUCCUUCAAAAAAUAGGGCAAAAGCGCACCAUCGACGUGAGGAAGAACAGGUUCGAUGGUGAACUUGGCCGAAUCCAUGCUGUCGAUGCAGACCAUGAUGAGGGAGAGUGCACCGAAAACUAA
Molecule: messenger RNA, 2556 nt
Organism: Mitosporidium daphniae
Lineage: Eukaryota; Fungi; Microsporidia
Exons: 2
Coding region: 1-2556 (851 amino acids)
Biological process (GO): DNA replication
Molecular function (GO): single-stranded DNA binding; ATP binding; 5'-3' DNA helicase activity
Source: RefSeq, a predicted model, not a curated record